UCCCGGGCCCUGUUGACAAUACCCUAAGCCACUGUCGCGUCGAAGAGAAGGCGUAUGCUCGCUGCCAUUGGUUUCUGAUCCAACUCAUGAAAUCGAUUCUGAACCGAAAACGCUCACACGAGGAAGAAAAUCCAGUGCAAUCGCAAUGGAGGCGCAGGGAUGCUUUUAACUCUUCCCCGUUUGAAAGCGUAUCCCGGCUCUCGCAGCAUACCGGUGAUUACCCUGUGGGCGGCGCCUUAGUAAUUCCACGAGAGAACACUGGCCGCAUGUCAGCACCAUCUAUUAUGGUGGGGAAGUCGGUGAUAUCUCCCCCGACUCAAGAUCAGCACGAUGAUCAUUUUCCUGAAUUGAAGUCUUCGUUCCGUCAUACUCAACAACCUCAGCAACAUCUAUUGCAAUCGAGUGAUAGAACCGCAGUUUCUUCAACUACUCAUGAAUAUGUGGUAGAACCAGACAAGGAGUUUGCCAACCACGAGCUUCCAGGCCCAAUUGGUACUAACCCAGUGCCGCCUGCAGAAGCAGGGGGUUUGAUCAGUUGUCCAUCCGGGUGCAAAAGCCAAGAAUGUUCCAGCACUCGCGCUCUCACGCGCCAACUUGCCGCUGAGUUGCCGUUGAUCGAGUCUAGAGCUGGAGUGCUAUCGCAGCCAGGUCCUCAUUUACCUAGCCCUCCGCCAGGAUCACAAACUAACGAUACCAAAGAUAUCCUCCUCCAAGCGCUAGCUAUCGAGCAACGGACUGAUCUCAAGCUACGAGAAUUACUUUAUCAUUCUUCGUCGCAUGACCUCGAUAUUAUAAGUUCGCAGCCACUCGAUAUACCUGCCGUCAUGAAACGAGGCUCACCUCAUUCAAGCGAACGUGAGGAGCAGCCUUUCUCGAACAGACAGUCCACUACCCCCCACCAUGGGCGCUCUGAUUUCGGGUCUACAGUCGCGUCUUCAGAUCAGAACCGCAGUUAUCCUUACAGUGUCGAUGGAGUUGCCAUGCCAAACCUCCCAAAUAUUACCGCCACUUCCGGUUCAGUGUUCUUCGGCCCUCAAUCAUCCGGGCAAAUCUCUCAACCUUCCAGACCUGGAGUGCUGCCAGCACCUUCUUCAUUGAACGCUAUCAACCAGUCUCAAAUCCCAUCUUAUUCACCGCCCUCAGCGGUCGUGCACAAUCCGACCCAAUCUUCUCAUCUACAAGACUUGCAGCACCAAGUCAGUGUUAAAACACUCGCAUUCCAGACGUUACAGCGGGAAUAUGACAGUCUUAUACAGAAAUUGGAACGCCAGCAAAUAAAAUGCACUACUCUCGAGAAGAAGUUCGAAGUCAGUGAUGUAGAGAUCAACACAUUGUUGGAUGAAAAGGAGAAAAUGCAGGCACAAAUUGCUUCACUAGAAACUCAAGUUGAAGAGCUACAACAGAGCAGGGACGACACGCGCAGCGAACUAGUUGCAAAUGGAGCUCAAUAUAUGCGCAUUGUGGAAAUGGCGAAUCGUCUGCAAAACCAAGGUGCAGAAGAUAAAAAGCGUUGGGAGGCUGAGAAAGCAGAGUUACAGCAACGAAUCCGCGUACUAGAAGAGGCAAUGGUCACAGGGCCCGACCCUCAAGAUUCAUCUCGUAUUCCAAACACGGUGAUACAUGGGGUAGGCGAGAGUCCAGCAAUAUCGUCCUCUGCUAUCGAGACUCUCAAUGUUCUACGAAACGAAGUUGGGCGGCUUCGACUACGGACAACAACCCUCGAAACAGCUCUAUACACCAUGAGAGAUGAAACUGCUACCAUUCAAGAGGCUGCUAAGAAGCUGGCGCAAUCUGGGGCAAAGAUCGAAAAUGUUACUAAAGACGUGCUGAGUGAAUGAAGAUGACUACUUCAUGCAACAGGGUCCAGUUGGUGUAUUCAGCAUUCUGGGUAGGCAAUUCAUUCGGGAUGUAUCUGAUCCUGAAGGACAGAUAACUGGUUCGAACAGUGCCAUCAAAAGAUUUUACACAAUCAACAACAGGAUUCUAUAUACAUCAGCCUCAUGAUGCACUACCACUUUGACCAGCUGGAAAAGGCCCGCCUCCACUUAUUAACGCAAUGUGUUGUGAAACCUUCGCAGAAACUACAAAAUCCCUACACUCGUUCAUGCAUUGAACAGAUGAGUCAUCGAAUGAAGAUGAAGAAAAAGCAACCAAGCGCCACCAAGCGCCGGUUUCUUUUUCGUCUGGAGAUACUGUCACCACAGAUUAAUAUGCUUCUCUACUUCUCUUGAAUCCCGAUCACAAUACACAGACCCCCUCCCCUAUUACACUUCCAAGCUCAAUUCGGCAUUUCCAGCGAGUUCCCAACCCAUGCGUGCAUGUAUGUACUAUGUACUCCGGAUUUUCAUGGCAUCAACCGAUGCAAUCUUUCUGUCGAACGGUCAUCGGUGUGGUCCGUGUGUGCGUCGCCAUAUGCUCAGUAAGCGUUCAAUACAAGGACCGAGCGGUGCCACAUGGCCGCUCCCCUACCCAUAAUCCUUUUGAAAUAUCGAUGUACCAUGUUGGGAACCCCGUCUUGGAAGACCUUUUGAGCUCGCUUUAUGGCUCGAGAGUUGUUAUACCAUGGUAUUUUGAACAAGGAAUCGUAUCGCUUCUACUCCAUAAUCCGAUAGCAUCGACGAACGAUAGCAUCGACGAACAGAUAGCCGAGAGAUAAAAAAGGGUUCCCUGCCCCCAGCAUUUACCCUACAUGUCAUAUAUGAAUGCGAUCAAGCAGCAUCAGUAAGCCAUGUCUUCAUACCAGGCAAUCCUUGCCUCAACCAAACAAUAUUGAAUCCAUCUCCACCACGCACCACGGGCCAACCACAUAGCACCAGCACACCAUACCACAGCACUAGCCAAGAGUAUGCCUAAAUUUCAGCCUUAUCUUCCGUCCCUUACUCCCAAGGCAAGAGCGGCUUGAAGCGAGCUUCGCUGGGUGAACAAACGCGAGGACCUUCCUCCCAAAACACGGGGAGGAACUGCUUCUUUUUCCCUCAUUCCCCUUCCGUCACCUUUUUUCUCUGUUGGGUGAGUGAAGAGGAGGGCAUGUACAGCCUGCUUUAAACUGUAGAUAUGCCGUAUUUGUACGUCCCGAGACUACAUGGAACUUCCAUGUAACACACAGGCAGACCCUGGCUCACUGCUUGCCGGUUCAAGUGCGCUGACAGUGAUGACGGCGUGCCGGUGUUACUGCGUUCAAUAAUGAUGGCUUGUUUCUCUCGGAUGAAUGGACGGCUGGAAGUGGCGAUGAGUAAGUCGUUGCGGCUCUUGCAUUAUCAGUGUUUGUUUUCAGAACGGAGGGUGGAGUAAGAGGAAGGUGCGACUAAACACGAGCGAGAGCGAAGCUGUGGUUUUUUGCAGCUGUUCGCUGACUUGUUUUGCGUCCUCGGUCUUUAUUCCUUGCUUUUCUUCUAGCUGGCUGCUUGGCUUCACUUCCCCUUCUUCUCUCGGAUUAGUGAACAUUGUACCCCCCUGUUUGCCCUUUUUUCCCCUUUCCUUGGGUUUGACUAUUUGUGUGAGCAACUCGUCGAGGGAAGGAAGAAGGGGCAAGAUGAUGCGCGAGAUCUAGUCAAUUCAGAUGUUAGAGGGGACUGGGCCUUCUCGCGCGCCUUUUCUGUCUUGCUCCACCCUCGUACUCUAAGUACAGCACGCUUAACAUCUGCAUGGGUAAGGAGGCAGGGGAACCUGGGAAGUAUGUCCGUUCAUUCGUACCUUGCCCAAUCCCCAGUGAACUGAGAGAUAGUUUGAAAGCUAGCAAUAACUAAAAAUCUAUUCGUUCCAUUCGCUCCAUCUCCUCCCUCGGUGCUGAUCCAUCGACUCACUAGCUCACUAGUCGCCAGCCCCACACUAACAUGUAGCACUCGAUCUUAUCCUAGGCCUAGACAUCGAUCUCAUUGUACAUCAUCGUUCAUAUCUUCUAUUAUGUCCCUGAGUCUUAGCAUGCCAAGUUACUACUCCCCAUUUCCCGAGAUAUAAGACUUCACACAGUGCGUGGCAUUAGAUCCCAACAAGUUCAUCGGUCUUCCUCCACCAGGCAAUAGUUUAUCAUCUGGAUUCUUCUCGUGUCUCCAUCGUUCUGCAGCUUCAAACUCAACUACAAUCCCCACAGCGCUAGAGAAGCUUUGAAGUUUUGAAGAUUGAACUAACCAACGCUU
Molecule: messenger RNA, 4136 nt
Organism: Periconia digitata
Lineage: Eukaryota; Fungi; Ascomycota; Dothideomycetes; Pleosporales; Periconiaceae
Source: the annotation of a GenBank genome assembly